Messenger RNA from Carassius carassius (crucian carp), 1928 nucleotides. RefSeq names its product cyclic GMP-AMP synthase a (gene cgasa). The record is from RefSeq and is a predicted model, not a curated record. Gene Ontology annotation, biological process: positive regulation of type I interferon production; paracrine signaling; positive regulation of defense response to virus by host. Gene Ontology annotation, molecular function: chromatin binding; 2',3'-cyclic GMP-AMP synthase activity; double-stranded DNA binding. Gene Ontology annotation, cellular component: cytosol; site of double-strand break; nucleus. The transcript is spliced from 5 exons. NCBI's taxonomy places the organism in Eukaryota, Metazoa, Chordata, Actinopteri, Cypriniformes, Cyprinidae. Bases 91 to 1854 code for a protein of 587 amino acids.
ACCACCUGUAGCCUGAUGACACAUUUCUCUGUAACUGAAACCUUCAUUUAACGCACAACUGCGCGAGUCGCAGCACACACACCAGCCAUCAUGAACAUCCCGAGAAAACCGGGCAGCUUCCCCGCAACAAACCCUGACCAACCCAAAGCCAAAACUCAAACAAAAGCAAAUGGAAAUGAGAAGAGUAAACAGCAGAAGACUGACAGGGAGGAUAAGUCUCUGGAGCCCGCAGAGGCCAAGCUGCCAAAACUGGGAAGCAGAAAGCAACAGAGUAAAAAGGAGAAAGAUCCUCAUGACUUUGCAAGUGAAGACAAACCUCAUGACAAAUCAACACCAAAACGGGAUAAUCGACAGAGUAAGAAGCAGAGAGAUCUCAGACAGUCUUCGGAGAACUCCGAGAGUAAGCACGAAGAAAACGGCGCUUCUGUUCAUAAAAACGCAAACCAUGCUGGCAAGAAUGAGAAACAAGACAGUGCACAGAGAAAGAAUCAGAGUAAAUCCGAUGAAAAACCAGCACCAAAAUGUCAGAGAAAAAAAGAUCUUUUAAAUAUUGACAAAGAAGAAUCUCUAGAGAGCUCUGAAAGCAAAUUGGAUGCAAAAUCCGACGCAAACCCUAGAAGGCGGCAUGAAUCCGCUAUUAAAACUGAUUUUUCUCAGGACGCUUCUCCAGCGGUUAGUGCGCACAGCCCGGAUCGCCAAAAGAAAAGCGCAGAACAAACCACAAAGAGAGUCGACGACACACUGGGAAAGAUUCUUAAGGCAACUAUUGACAAAUUAAAGAUCAAGAAGAACGAGCGGUCCAAUGCGUCCAGUUGUAUUAAUGACAUAACAGAUAAAGUCAUUGCAUUCCUGAAACGAAACACGACCUGGUGUGAAGAGAUCGAGAGGUUACGAACUGGAAGUUAUUAUGAAAACGUUAAAAUUUGUGAACCAGAUGAAUUUGAUGUGAUGCUGACUAUUCCUGUGGAGCGAGUGGACAUUCGGGAGUUUGAUGAGGCCGGAGCAUUUUACAGUAUUGCACUAAAACGACAUCCGACAAGACAUCCUCUGGACAGAUUUCUAAACGAAAACAAGACCAUUCAGGCCAGCGAAAUGCUGAGUGAAUUCAGAGACGCCGUCAAGAAGGCUGUGGAGAAACUUCCAUACCAAAUUGAGAUACAGCGAAAAAAGCCUAAAUGCCCUGCAGUGACACUGGAAGUAAAAAUGGGAGAAAACGGAAAGACUAUUUCUGUAGACUUUGUUCUUGGUCUCAAGGUUCAUCGUGCAAGCUGGCCAGACUUUACAAAAGAUGGCUUCAAAAUAGAAAACUGGCUUGGUAAAAAGGAGAAAGCUAAUAUGAAGCAUCAACCAUUCUACCUGGUGCCUAAAUAUGAGGGAAAGGGAAACUCGGAGCAUGAUGGAGUUGUUGCAAAAGAUGCCUGGCGAAUUUCUUUUUCGCACGUCGAAAAACUAAUUCUGAAUAAACAUGGCCACUCCAAGACAUGCUGUGAAGAGGUUGGCCAGAAAUGUUGCCGGAAGGACUGCCUAAAGCUCCUGAAGUAUCUUCUUCAACAGCUCAAAGAGGUUGACUCCAAAUCCAAUAAGAUGUCCAGCUUCUGCUCCUAUCAUGCAAAGACCACCCUUCUUCAUGCUUGUGCCACAAGGGGAACUGACAAUGAGUGGGCAUACAGUCAGCUGGCCAACUGCUUCAAGCAGCUUUUGGAAGAAUUUGUGAAACAUCUAAGAAUUCGUCAUCUCCCUAACUUUUUCGUUCCAUCCCAUAAUCUCUUACAUCAAACCUCUCAGAGUAGCUGUGAUUUCCUGGCAAAUGCAAUUGAAUUUCAGUGCAAUAACAACUUUCCAAUAUUCAGUUAAUUUUGAUUUUCAGUAUAUUGUAUUUAUGCAUGUUUUGUUCUUUCAUCUUGACAGUCCAAUGUUGCUUAAUACAU